Elgaria multicarinata webbii is the source of this 2492-nucleotide messenger RNA. It is a transcript of the gene KCNJ16, whose product is annotated as potassium inwardly rectifying channel subfamily J member 16. Gene Ontology annotation, molecular function: inward rectifier potassium channel activity. Bases 279 to 1577 code for a protein of 432 amino acids. The transcript is spliced from 2 exons. Gene Ontology annotation, cellular component: plasma membrane. NCBI's taxonomy places the organism in Eukaryota, Metazoa, Chordata, Lepidosauria, Squamata, Anguidae. Gene Ontology annotation, biological process: regulation of monoatomic ion transmembrane transport; potassium ion import across plasma membrane. The record is from RefSeq and is a predicted model, not a curated record.
UAGCACCCCAUAGAAUCAAGACCUCAAGACAGAGAGACUAGCUGAGCUGUAGUUUUCUGGGGUAGGGUGUGGACAUAAAUAAGAAAAUUAAGAAGACCAUUUUGUUCCACUUCACUAAUUGCUGUGGUUCCAGCUAGCGAGCAAUCCUGUGCUGCUGGUGGGGCUGCCCUCUGGGCCAACAAACUGGUUAUAAAUGAAGAGAGAGGGAGAGACCAGCUGGUGAUUGAUAUCUUUAAACGUGUCUCCUAAAUUAAUUAUAGCUUGCAGGCUCAAGAAACAUGGCUGAGCCUGGUGAUGAUAACUAUAAACUUAUAAGCAUGGAAGCAAAGACACUCAGACAUUCCCAGAGUUACCAAGAAACGACUUCAGUGGGGAUUAAAAGAAUGCAAAAGCGGUUUCUCCAGAAAGAUGGAACCUGCAACGUAUACUUCAAACACAUCUUUGGGGAGUGGGAGAGCUAUGUAACUGACAUUUUCACCACAUUGGUGGACAUCAAAUGGCGCCACAUGUUUGUGAUCUUCUCAUUAUCCUACAUCCUGUCCUGGUUGUUCUUUGGUUUGGUCUUCUGGCUGAUUGCGCUCCAGCAUGGUGACUUAUCACCUGACGAAGAAGUAACCCCUUGUGUUGAUAAUGUCCAUAGUUUCACAGGGGCUUUUUUAUUCUCCCUUGAAACCCAAACAACCAUUGGCUACGGAUCCCGUUGUGUCACUGAAGAAUGUUCAGCAGCAAUCCUGACCGUAGUCCUACAAUCAGUAUUAGGCUGCAUCAUUGACACAUUCAUCAUUGGAGCGGCUUUGGCCAAAAUGGCAACUGCCCGGAAGCGAGCUCAGACCAUCCGCUUCAGCUAUUAUGCCACGGUAGGCUUAAGAGAUGGCAAACUCUGCCUGAUUUGGCGCAUAGGUGAUUUUCGGCCUAAUCAUAUGGUUGAAGGCACAGUGAGAGCCCAGCUCUUGCGGUAUGUGGAAGAUCACGUAGGAAGGAUGAUCUUGGAAUACAAGGACUUAAAAUUAUUAAGUGACCAGAUCAUUCUUGCUACCCCAGUGACCAUUGUACAUGAAAUUAACCAAGACAGCCCAUUAUACGACAUGGACAGGAAAACUCUGGCAAAAGAAAACUUUGAGAUCUUGGUUACAUUUGUAUACACCGGAGAUUCAACAGGAACGUCCCACCAGUCAAGGAGUUCUUAUGUGCCUCGAGAAAUCCUUUGGGGCCACAGAUUCAAUGACGUUCUGCAAAUGAAGAAAAAGUACUACAAAGUCAACUGCCUCCAGUUUGAAGAAACCACAGAGGUCUAUGCUCCAUACUGUAGUGCCAAGCACCUAGAUAGCAAGGAACAAGAAUAUACAGCUUUUGAAAAGGCAAUGGAUGGAGAACCUGGAACAUCAACAUCGUCAUCAUCGUCAUCAUCAUCAUCAUCAGGAGUCAGAGUCAGAUCAUUUAGUGCAGAUGCUUUAAUCAUCCAUUCCGAAAUCUCUGAAGAGUCGGCCAAAACUUCUAAUCAAGUUAAUACUAUGGAGCUGCCAUAUGAGAGAGCUCUGGUGACUUUAAGCAGAAUCUCAAUGGAAUCCCAGAUCUAGGGAUCCAUUGCAAUAACGGCUGUUAACUUUUUGCAGCACUGUGGCAGUUUUCAUGCGCACAAGUUUCACUUACAUACUUAUGAAACUGACCCUCAAAUCAUAAAAGGAAGAAGAACUGAUUCACUGCCGCUUAAUUAAGACUUCAUUCUAACUGGAAUUCAUGGCUUGUAGAUCCUUUAAAAUCACAUCCUUUAAAAUCACUCUUUUCACAAGUUGUAGAGCUGUUUAUUCAAGUAAUAUAAUUCUUAGAAAAUGCUCAACGAUACUCUGUACAGAUCUACACAGAAGGAAAUCUGUUGUUUAAAAUGUCAAUGUUGUCUUUCCACUGAAUCCACAAAGCCAGAUUACUGAAUUUAAACUGUUUCAGUUCCAGCAUUCUGGGAAUGCUAGGAGUUGUGGGACUUUUUUUUCUGUCUGAACAUGCAUAGGAUUCUGUCCAUAGGUACAUGAAUUUGUAUUUUUACAGAUAAGUGUGUUUUCAAGGCACAAUUAGCUUAAUUCAAGUAUUUGAAAAUACUGGUUUGUAUGUUGGAGCAUAACUUAAUUGUUAGCAUAUAUGCUACUUUUGGAAACUAUUUUGGGGAAGUGUUAAAAUGUUAGGCUUCUCUUUGAUGGAUGCAUUUUUCUUUUUCUUUUUAAAACAAUCAGAUUUUGACUAUUUUCUUUUGCUAUUUCAUAUAAAAUACUUGGGGUUCUGCAUAAAUUAUGGGAAACUAUUUGUUACCAAGAGUUUGAAAGAAGUAGUUAACUUUGCCAAAGUUCAAGGCACCUUAUUUGCUUGCACUUGAAUUAUGUUGAUUAAUUAUUGCUUUGCUACAUGCUUGUUCUGAGAAUAUAAGGCCAACUGCCCAAACUUAUGGUUGGAGCAUUUCCAUUUAGCAAUUUUUCAUCAUGUAAUAAUUCUAUGUACAGAAU